AAAACAGUUCGAUGGUGGUGGCUGGGCGUUCGGUGAUGGUUUCCUGUGAUGUUCAGGCUUUAUUAUAUUUCCCUCUCUUUGUCUUUGUUUUACAGUCGGUGAGGAAGUCGUUUGUCCUGUCUGGUGUCAGUGGGCUGUUAAGGUCUUCUCCUGGGGCUUUGAGAGAGCUUCUCCAGCAGGACCUCAGAGUCUGUCUUCAUUUUACAUCUUCUCUGCUCGGGAUGCUUCACUCCGUGGAGGAACCGGCCACUCUGGGGAAGGUUGACCAAGUGCUGGUUCAGCUGCUCUUGGAGCUCCACAGCGAGCCGUCUUAUCGCUUCGUUUUGGAUGAGAUACACAAACAGCUCAGUGACCAGCUCAGUGUGAAGAGUCUUCUGCCCGUUUUCAACUUCUUGGGGAACCUGGUGGAAGCCGCCCCCAACCUCGCCUUCACGCUGGCGACUCAGUACGCCUCCCUGCUGGAUCACCUGUGCUCGGCACUCCUGUACCCCGAUGAAGCGCUGAAGGCCUCGGUCCUGUACGUGUGGCUCAGACUGUUUGGGACAGCCGGGGGCUCGGCCACUCAGUCUGUACCUGCUGCCAUCAGGGACAGAGUGUGCGUCCUGCUGCUGCAGACUUUAGCCAACGCCAGCUCCCCUCUGCUCAUCAACAAGUGUGUUGGCCUGCUGUCGCUGCUGGUUCAGAUGGGCGAGGCAGUGUCGGUUCUGAUGAAGAGCAGUCCGGUCCAGGGCAGUGAGAACCAGAUCACCCACAGCAACAACAGUCAGACCCCGAGCCAAACCCAAGAGCAACAGCCCCCCGAGCUCUGCCCUCUGCCUCUCAUCCUGAAAAAGCUGCUGCUGAGUGGAGAUGAGACGUUGCAGGCGACCAGUGCGAAGUGUAUUGCGUCCGUCCUGGUUCAUUCUCCCGCUCAGUUCAGCGCUCCCUUCAUCAAAGCCGACAUACCAGAGUUUCUGUUCGACCGGCUGGCUGGGAGCAGUGAUGAGGUGCUGCUGUGGUCUGUGUACAGCUGUCUGCUGUUGCUGACUGAGGACGCGCUCUUCUUCUCUCAGUGUCACUCUGUGUACGGUAUCGAGUCCCUCGUGCGCAGCCUGAAGGAAGCUCUGCGGCUGACCAACUUGGAGGUGCCUAAACAAGGCCUGCUGCUCCUCACUGAGAUCCUGGAAAGGCAGCCCCCCAAUGUGCGCCUGUUCCCGAGUGGUGGAGGGUUUGUGGCAGUGUCAGAGGCGGUCUUAGCUGGAGUGUCUUCCUCCUGCAUACUGGUCGCCACACAGGCUGCUAACGCUGGCUCCACCCUGCUCAGGCUGAACCAUCAGUCUAUACCGGUCCAGUACCGGCAGAUAGAAGCGCUGAUCGAGGCCGUCACCAACAGAUUCUCUGAGCUGACUCCACCUCCUCCCGCUCGCCAUCAAAGCUCCGCGAGUCUGAGGAGGUCAGACCCCAGCAGUCAGGCUUCCAGGUCCGAAGGGUUUCUGCUGCAGGCUCUGGUCUGCUUCCAGGCUGCCUGCAGGUUGGCUGAAGAGUGUGCAUCAGAACCGGUCCUGAAGGAGAACACGUUCACGGCUCCGUCCAAACACAGCGCGGACACACUGGAGUCUUUGUGUCGGUGUCUGCUGCGCUGCUGUGACUCCGUCUGGAUACCAGCAGUCAUUAGGACGUGUGAGCUUGCACCCAACCCUCAGAUUCUGCAGCACUUCUUCUCCGUCCUGUCAGCCCACUUCACCCUCCUCCCGUCCCUCAUGCCCGUCUUUGCAAAGAAGUUAGCGUCCUCGGGUUUCUACAGGCUGGCUCUGGAACACAAAGCACAUCUCUGUGCAGGAAACAGGAACCCAAACCUGAAUGCGUCUUGCUGUGGUUUUCUACAGAAGCUCAGUAUGAGUCUGCUUGCUCAGUCAGACUCCUACCAACAUGAUUUCGACGAGGUGGAGAAUCUUCUGCUGUACAACCUUCCCUCUUUGUGUUACCGUCUGUCAGACUGGCCCUGUCUGCUGUGCGAGGCCCCGGGGCUCCAGCUGUGUGAAUACAAAGGACCGAGGGCCACUCAGUUCUGUCUGCUGAUAAUGCUGCACCUCGCCCUGCAGCAAGGAGACAGGCUCCUCCCAGACUACACAGUGUUCUCCAGUGUGGUGUGGCUGCUGCGUUCGGUGCAGGAUCAGGGCUGCUGUGCCCUGCCUCUCUCCGUGCUCCGCUCUGCCCUCUACCUGCUGGCUGUGACGCAGGACAAGAGCCCCAGCCUGGACGGGGCUCCUGUAAACUGCAUCAGUAAGGCGCUCUCCUCCUGCCAAAGCUUCUCCUCCCUCUACAUCCACCAUCCCGCACUCCUCCACUUCAUCUUUCGCUACCCGGAGCUUGCAGAGAAAUUCGGGCCUCUGAUCUUGGAGCUUUGGUUGACAAAGCAAGCAGAGUGCUCAGAUUCACAGCACACGAUGAUGGCUGGAGUGCAGGAGAAAGGAGAGAAAAGAGACAGCCAAACUGAUGAGAGGCCGGAUCCAGAGACGGACAGAGACACUGUGGAGCUCCUGACUCUCGUUGAGAAGUAUCCAGCCAUCAUACUGACGCUCCUGGACAUGAUGUGCACCAGAGAGGCCCCCCUGGCAGAGCAAGCCCUGCGCGUGCUGGAUCUUCUUCUGCGCGGUCAAAGAGACUACGAGGCUGACUUGUGUGCGAAUCUUAGACCAACUCUGCUCCAGGCGCUACAGCGGCUCAGUGUGGAGAACAUGGGACACAGUGACCCGGUGAACUCACUCCCUCUGGUGCUGAAGCUGCUCUGUGUGCUGCAGACCAGUGACCCGCCUUCGUCUUCCUCCUACAGCAAGAUGGACGGCGUUCACUUCAAGCUGCUCUACCACGUGAGUAACAUAGCAGGGAAACUGAAGCCGACCAACACACAGAGCCUUCUACCUGCCUUCAACUACCUGUACUGCUGCCUGAGUCUGUCCCCUGCACACUGCACCGACAGAGCUGUCUCCAUGCUGCUCUCCAACAGUGGACUGAUGGACCAGCUGCAGACCGUCCUCUCCUCCUCCACCUCCUCCUCCUCCGCUCCACCCCUCCCUCCUUCAGGCCUGCUGUGCUGCUGCCAUCUCCUCCUGUCCUCCCUCAUUACCUUGCAACACUUUCACUCCACUCAGGUCCAUACGAGCGUCAGAUGGAGUCUGGACUCAGCUGUGCACAGACUUCUUGUUCAGAAGAGGAAAACAGACAAUCUUCUGCUGGUCAGCUUCCUGAGGUUGCUGCAGGCUCAGCUUGACGUGGACCUGGCCUCGGCAGUGGUCUGUGUGAGUUCUGGUUCAGGUUUGGUCGGACUCAGACCUCUGGGAGUUGAAGAUGGUGCUUUAUACCCGCUUGGAACCAGAGGCGCACAGCUCCUCUCUGCCGCUCUCAGUGGACUUCUCCUGCAGAAACACGAGCUGCUGCUGAGAGCCUCGGUGAACUGUCUGAGCUCCCUGCUGGGCUUCCUUCAGAGGAAGAGUCCGACUACAGCAAAGAACGUGGUGUGUCAGCCGUGGAGUCGAUUCCUCCUCAACUGCAUGAUGAGCUCAGGAGAGAGCUGCUGUCUGCACCCGGCCGUCCUCAGACUCAUCUCCACUCUCCUGCAGCACCGCAGCACGGCCGUGCUGUGGGCGCCUGACCUGCUGCAGGUGAUGGAGGCGGUGGAGAGGAGGGGCGUGAAGGAGCUCAGUGAGGACGCAGCACAGACCCUCAGACAGCUCCUCACACAGAUCCUCGACGGCGUCCUGCAGCCUCCGCCCUCAGUGGAGGACAGGCUGAGAGUGAUGAGUGUGGUGGAGUCACUCGACCUGCAGAUACAAGCCGAGAGCUGCAGUCAGAGUCUGCAGAGCGACGUCUUGUAUCCCUCCUAUCAAGUGAAACACACUCAAACACACAGGCUGACAUGCUGUACACCAACGCUCACAUCCUGCAGGAAGCUGAAGCACGCUCCUGUGAGGGUCCAACACACGCAGGGUGGAGAACACCCAGAAUGCACUUCAAAUGUCAGCAGCUGAGUCUCCUCAUCGAUUUUCUCUCGCCGUGUAUUGAACGUCCGUGUUGUGCGUCUCGAUUAAUCUCUCUGAGCGUGUUGAGAACAACACGGGGUCGUUACUGUAUCUCUUUCUGCUCCUUAACCUCCGUCUCCAGGCGUGUUGGCGACGUGUCCAUCUGUCUGUCUGACUUCACGCUGAGAGCCGGAUGGCGCCCCGACAAACUGAAGAUAUGACGGACGUUUUCAAACCCUCAGUUCUGUUUUUAUUUGUUUUGUUGUAUUUAUUUAGAACCCGUUCACCUCAUGUUGUUUCUGUUCUUCUUCUCCUCAUGAAGCAGCGCCGUCGUUUAUCUGUGGAUGUUUUUAACCUCAAUCACAGGUACAGGACGCCACGGGGACAUUUUAAUCUGAACGCUCAACGAGCUUUAUAAAAUAUUAAAAGACCAAUCAAUAAGCAGCAGAAAAAAACACAAUAAUAAAGAUGGAAAUAAAACUUCUGCUGUGAAGUGAAGAAAGAAGUCGAGGUGAAACCUGCGACCGUUAAUGUGAUCUUCAGUUAAUUAUCAACAUAGUCACAUAGCUUGUUUGUUUUUUACAGAGGAUGUUUAAAGCUAAUUCAAAAAGCUGUUUGAAUAAAAUACUUCCCUUUUUGGGGGAAUCAAAAAAAUACAUUUUCUCCAUAACUUUAUUUAAUUUUUAUUUCUGUAAACACACGAUGAAGUCUCUCUGGCCGGGUUUCAGUAAAUUAAUGUUGUUUACAUUUGAAGGUCAAAUAUUCUAAAUCCUCUUCUCCAUGUUCCUCUAACUCUAACAUGUGUCUCUAGUCCGUCUACAAACCCCCCAAUGAUGAGAAAAGUCCAUCCUCUCC
Labrus mixtus (cuckoo wrasse) is the source of this 4853-nucleotide messenger RNA. RefSeq names its product meiosis inhibitor protein 1-like. Lineage: Eukaryota; Metazoa; Chordata; Actinopteri; Labriformes; Labridae. The coding region runs from base 12 to 4007 and encodes 1331 amino acids. Gene Ontology annotation, biological process: meiosis I. The transcript has 30 exons. The record is from RefSeq and is a predicted model, not a curated record.